AUGCGAUGCGCGAGCAAGGCCGCCGAGAGCGCGUCCGCACGUCUCUGUGCGGACGCCGAAGCAGAAACCACAGCAACUGAUGUCUCAUCGGUUGCUGAAGCGACUCAGCCUGUGUCACUUGGUGAUGCAGGCGCUGGUCAUGAAGACACUCAUGUCUUCACAGAGUAUGAGCUCGGUGUCUCAUACUCUCCUGAUGCGGAAGACGGAUCCGUAUCGACGGCGAUCGAAUCCAAGCCGCCUGCUAAGCGUGGCAUGGAUGAUGCUAUGCGUCGUAGCAUCUUUGGUUCAUCUGAUGAAUCAGAUGAACCAUCGCCGAAGCGAAGGCGCUCGAGGUCGCGAGACUCGGGCGCUAAAAACCGCAGUGUCUUGCGUCUCGCUCCCGAGAAGAAGGCAUGGAUGCCUCCUAAAUCUGUCAUGGAUCACUUGUCGGCGACGACGAGUGAUCGUUAUCGAACACGUUGUUCGAUUCGUCAAGGAUCCAUCACCUUGACCCCAGCGCGAAAAACUAUCGCGCUGAAACAAGAUAGCGCUGGCCACCGCGAGAGUCCUCUAAUGGAGGUGGAGGAGGAGGAAAGACGCUCUCCACACGAUCGUGGGGAUCCGUGUGUUCCCGAGAGCUUCUUUGAUCGCGUAACGCAAGGGUUACGCGGUGAUCUCAAACAUGAGCGGGACAGGCGCCUCCAAAUGGCGGACACUGUCUUGAAGCAUCGAGCUGAGUUUGCCUUUGCUCAGCUUGAGAACGAGAGAGCUCUGACAUCUCUUCGUGACGAGCUAAGGGUAGCUCGUGGGAUUGUUGAUCGGUCUCGGGAUGAGAUAACUGCUCUUCAGACCCUUGUCGAUGCCCACCAUCGGGAGCACAAGGCUCUCUGCGAGAUGCUUGAGCGCAAGGGUGUUCUUCAUCGGAAGAAGCAGUGUACUGAUGGUACGGCUUAA
This is a messenger RNA of Peronospora matthiolae, 933 nucleotides long. The record is from the annotation of a GenBank genome assembly. Lineage: Eukaryota; Oomycota; Peronosporomycetes; Peronosporales; Peronosporaceae.